CACAGACACUUUUCAGAAAAUAUUUAUAAUGGUGUGUACAGUGUGUGGGAGCACUCCUGCAGCUCCUUGUGGAGGGUGUGGUAAUGUGUCCUACUGUGGUAAGGAGUGUCAGAAGAAGGUUUGGAAGACACAUAAACCAAUAUGUAAAAACUACAAGAUCGGUACCUCUGUGGAGGAACACGGGCGUCACAUUAUAGCGAGCAGAGAUAUCAGGGCUGGGGAGAAAAUAAUGGAUUCAAAUCCCGAUGUUCUCGGACCUAGGCUCACUCAGCCUGUUCCUUGCUGUCUAGGGUGCCACAGAGGGGACAAACAGCUGUUAAAAUGCCCCAAAUGUGCUCUUCCUGUGUGUGGGGUGAAGUGUACCUCAAGUAGUGUGCAUCAGAUGGAAUGUGCUGUAAUAUAUAAAUAUAAGAAGAAGGAUGCAGAUAUAUUUGGUUUGGAAACUGUGCUACCAUUCCGAAUCCUUGCUUUACAGUACACACAGCCAGAAGUCUUCUUAAAAAUUCUCUCUAUGGAGUCUAAUAAACAGGAAAUAGUAAAAGGAAAGAAUUGGAAGAGCUUGCAAGAAACUGUUGUAGAUCCAAUUUUGGCUUUGGGUAUUCCUGACGUAGACAGAGAUACUUUAGAAAAUAUUUUAGGGAUUAUCCUGACCAACACAUUCGAAGUGGUUCUUCCCUCAGCUCUUCUUAUUGGAAUCUUUUAUGAAUCUAGUUUCAUGAACCAUCAUUGUAUUGGGAACACGAGGAUAAUUCUGGAUAAAGGUGGUAAAAUGACUGUAACUGCGAGUGUACCAAUCAAGAAGAAUAAACCAAUUAAAUUCAAUUAUGUAAAGGGUCUAGACUCUACCUGGCUGAGACAGCAGGAGCUCCUAGAGAAUAAAUAUUUCUCUUGCGCCUGCGAAAGGUGUCUGGAUCCAACGGAGCUAGGAUCCUACGUCUCCGGUCACAGAUGUUUAAAAGAAGAAUGUGAAGGAUCCGUGAUACCAACCGAUCCCUUGAAUAAACAAUCAGAUUGGAAAUGUGACAAGUGUCAAGAAAUAGUUCCUGUUCAGAAUAUCAGGAAGACCCUGAAAUGUUUGAGUCGGGACACUGAGAGCCUGGAUAAGAAUAAUAUGAAGGAUUUGAAAAGACUGAUCAAUAAAUAUGAAUCUAAAUUACAUAGGCAAAAUGGUUUAUUAGCUGACCUGAAGCAAAUGCUAAUCUCUGGGUAUGGUCGUCUUCCUGGAUUUCAGGUAGAGGAUAUGAAUGAGGCAGACCAUAAACUUAAACUGAGGUUGGUCCAUGAGGUCCUGGGAGCCCUUGAUAUUGUGGACCCGGGACUAAGUCUCGGCAGAGGAUUGCUUCUGUUUGAGCUGCACACUACUCUAGUUAUCCUCUCUAACCUGGAGUUUGAGAAGAAACAAAACCCAAACCAGCUUCUUAUCAGAUUACUGGAGGCGGAAAAAUAUCUGGCGGAGGCAGAUACGAUUAUGAAACUUGAGCCUCCAACCUCUCCUUACGGACAUCUAUCCUCUACAAUUUCAAGGAAUCGUAUUGAACUCGGAGAGUAUAUUCAGACUGUUAAAAUGAUGUGAAUUGCCACAAAAAAUCUCUUGGAAAAAAUUUGCUUUUUGUUAAUUUUACAUUUUUUGUUGUUAACAUACUUGAAUAAGACAAUCUAUUAUCUAAUAUGUAAAUUUACUGUAUAAACUUUAUUUCUAGUUUUAUAGGAAAUGUUUUGUACUUUGUUUAGAUUGAUGUCAAAUAAAUUUGAAGUUUUUA
Messenger RNA from Eurytemora carolleeae, 1760 nucleotides. Its product is annotated as protein msta. The record is from RefSeq and is a predicted model, not a curated record. The coding region runs from base 29 to 1573 and encodes 514 amino acids. The transcript has 21 exons. Gene Ontology annotation, molecular function: protein binding. NCBI's taxonomy places the organism in Eukaryota, Metazoa, Arthropoda, Copepoda, Calanoida, Temoridae.